Messenger RNA from Ictidomys tridecemlineatus (thirteen-lined ground squirrel), 1370 nucleotides. RefSeq names its product dnaJ homolog subfamily B member 3. Gene Ontology annotation, molecular function: Hsp70 protein binding. Lineage: Eukaryota; Metazoa; Chordata; Mammalia; Rodentia; Sciuridae. The record is from RefSeq and is a predicted model, not a curated record.
CGCUGCAGCCCGCACUCGGCCGCGUGCCCCUGCUGCCCCCGCGCCGCUCGCCCGUGCCCUGGCCACGGGCCGCGCCCGCCGCCCAACAUGGUGGACUACUACGAGGUGCUGGGUGUGCCCCGGCAGGCCUCCUCGGAGGCCAUCAAGAAGGCGUACCGCAAGCUGGCGCUCAAGUGGCACCCCGACAAGAACCCGGAGAACAAGGAGGAGGCCGAGAAGAGAUUCAAGCAGGUGGCCCAGGCCUACGAGGUGUUGUCGGACGCCAAGAAACGCGACGUCUACGACCGCUACGGCGAGGCCGGCGUGGACGGCGGCAGCGCGGGCGCAGGCACCUUCGAGGACCCCUUCCAGUUCGUCUUCACUUUCCGCGACCCGGCUGAGGUCUUCAAGGAGUUCUUCGGCGGCCGGGACCCUUUUUCGUUUGACUUCUUCGGAGACCCCCUUGAGAACAUUUUUGGGGGUCGGAGGAGCUCCCGGGGAAGCAGAGGGUCCGCACCCCUUUUCUCUACCUUCAGUGGCUUCCCAGCUUUUGGGGGUGGUUUUUCUUCUUUUGAUACAGGAUUUACUUCCUUUGGUUCCCUUGAAAAUGGAGGCCUUUCUUCCUUCUCCAUGUCUUGUGGCAGUGGUGGGACAGGAAGCUUCAAGUCCAUGUCAACUUCCACCGAAAUAGUUAAUGGCAAAAAAGUCACCACCAAAAGAAUCAUUGAGAAUGGCCAGGAAAGAGUGGAAGUGGAAGAAGACGGAGAGUUAAAGUCCCUGAUAAUAAAUGGCAGAGAGCAGUUGCUACACAUUGACACCAAGUAAUUCCCCUGGACUUAAAGCACAUUUGGGGGAAUAGCAGGACAUUUUUUUAAGACUGCAAGUGAAGUCUACUUUCAAAACAGCUGUACCCAAGAAUGUAUAAACAGUUCAUGCCAACACCAAUUUGUUGUUCUUGUUGGGACUACACGAAUAGAAUCUCUGUCUUUAAAACUGUUGUAAAUAUCUGUAUGCACUGUGCUAUUUAUUAAACUUAAUCCCAAGGCAGACGAUGAUUAUUUCGUAGUGCUAGGAAAAAGUGGUCACUACAGCACUUUAAUCGUUCAUUAUUUCAUUGUUUGAAAUAUGAGCCAUUGAAAUAUGAAUCAAUUUGUUGGCACAUAGCAGUGAAAGAUAUUAAUAAUAGUUCUGGUUUAAAAUAAAGAUGGAUUUUGGUUGUACAUAAAUUGGUGGUAUAGCAAGAGUUGACCAUUGUUUAAAUGAAAUGUUAAAACCUGGCUUUUCUUUAAAGAGUUAAAUGUAGCAAAAUGGGUUUACCUAGUUUCCUGUGGUCGCUGUAACAAAUUACCACAAACAUGCUGUCUUAAUAAAUUUGUAUUUCUCCUCUGAAA